This is a messenger RNA of Rhipicephalus sanguineus (brown dog tick), 2094 nucleotides long. Its product is annotated as beta-mannosidase. Gene Ontology annotation, biological process: glycoprotein catabolic process. The record is from RefSeq and is a predicted model, not a curated record. Lineage: Eukaryota; Metazoa; Arthropoda; Arachnida; Ixodida; Ixodidae. The transcript has 14 exons. Gene Ontology annotation, molecular function: beta-mannosidase activity. The coding region runs from base 1 to 2094 and encodes 697 amino acids.
AUGUUCGUCCGCUACGAAGUCGACGUGACGACCAAGAUUAGGUCCAUAGAAAUAGAGCGCUGGUGGCCGUCCGGCUACGGGAGUCAGAAGCUGUACCACCUCAACGUAUCCAUGUCGGUCGAUGAUGAGAAGUGUGUCAAGGCCAUCAGAUUUGGCUUUCGCACCGUUGAGCUCGUGGAAGAUGCUAUCUCCAAUGACACUCAAGGUGCGGAGUUCUACUUCAAGAUCAACGGUGUGCCAAUAUUUGCCAAAGGAAGCAACUGGAUUCCAGCGGACAUCUUUCCGGAGAGGGUUACAAAGGCAUACAUCAGAGACCUGCUGCAAUCCGCCAAGGAUGCCAACAUGAACAUGAUUCGUGUGUGGGGCGGUGGUAUUUACGAGAAAGACUACUUCUAUGACCUCGCCGACGAACUUGGAAUUCUGAUCUGGCAAGACCUGAUGUUCUCCGUCAGCCUCUAUCCCGCGGACGAUGACUUUCUUCGCAGUGUUGCCACUGAAGUGAGGCAGCAGGUUCGUCGUCUUCAACGUCAUCCAUGUCUGAUCGUGUGGGCUGGCAGCAACGAGAAUGAACAUGACCUGUACAUUGGCAUUUGGGGAAGUUUCAGCGAUUAUUUGGACGAAUAUAGAAGACUGUACGUUUACACCAUAAAGAGAGUAAUUGACAGAGAGGAUAAGUCGCGCCCCUUCGUGUCUUCAUCUCCCAGCAACGGCAGGGACGGAAGCCCCGUCUUGCUCAACACUUCGCUUCCUGUACACUUGAUCUUGAAUCACAGUGCCAUCUGGAAGCAUGGUUCUCCGAACAGCCGGGAGCGUGGCGACUUGCACUACUACCAGUCAGGGGGCAAUACCUGGUACCCGGGGGGUUAUCCGAUUCCUCGAUUCGUAAGUGAGUACGGUCUCCUGUCUCAUCCAUCGCCUGAGACCAUGCGAAAGAUUGCGCCGGAGUCAACGCUGGUAUUCCCGUUCUCGCCAUUCCUCGAUGCUAGGCAGCAUCACAGCGGAGGUAAAUUUGAGCUACUAGAAUCGCUGCGCGUGCAUUUCGGCAUAGCCGUUCCUUACCCUGGUGCCAACGGCACGGAAGAAGGAUACGCCAUGAUGUCGUACUUGAGCCAGUUGUAUCGCGAUACGAUACAAGAUACUCAGGUCGUGCAAGCCGAAGGUGUUCGCACCGGCUGCGAGUCAUUCCGACGUUGGCGCAGCUACCUCGAUGACAGCGGUCGUGGCCACACCAUGGGCGUGCUCUACUGGCAGCUGAACGAUAUCUGGCAGGCACCGUCGUGGUCUUCCAUCGAGUAUGGUGGUCGUUGGAAAAUGUUGCACUACUUCGCCAAGAAGUUCUACAGUCCAGUGCUCGUGUCGCCUUUCUUAAAAGGAAAGGACCUCAUCGUGUUUGUCCUCAACGAUGAACUUUCUCGUUUGGAAAAUGUUUGGCUCAACAUUAUUUCGCAGAAGUGGACGUCAUUCGUGCCGGCGAAGUCCACGGCGUUUAAGCUCAAUGUGCCCGCUGCUAGCUCCUUUGAGGCAGUCACCAUAUCGUUGGGCAGCCUGUGGAACAGCAGUUCGUGCUCGAGUACAGAAUGUUUCUUGUGGUUCACGCUAGAGGACGCUCUGACAGGGUUCUCGCUCGCGCCAGAGGCCUACGUGCUGCCCGCUGCACUUGCCGACGCAACCUUAAUGCAGGCAACGAUAAAGGUGAGGUCCGUAACGGGACCACUGUUUCCCGACUACGAGCCGUACACCUAUCAAGUGGACCUUUCCACGGAUAACGUGGCGGUCUUCGUGUGGCUCGACUCGCAGCGCCUGAGUGGCCGCUUCUCCGACAACGGAUUUCUGCUCAGAGAGCCCGCCAAGGAGGUUCUGUUUCAUACCAGCGACAACGUGACUGCCGAGCAGCUUCGAGAGGCCAUAGCGAUCUACACAGUCUCGGACUGCACGACUAAGCGAGGGUGCCCGUUUGUCGGGGUACGGUUGGACACCAGCAGCACUCACGAGGUGGCCGAGUAUGGUGAUUUCGCGCCGUCCGAAACGGCACUUUACCGAGUUCAGCUGGAGAGCGGCUCGUCGAAAAACAUCCAGGACGGCAGACAGGUGUGA